Molecule: messenger RNA, 576 nt
Organism: Nicotiana attenuata
Lineage: Eukaryota; Viridiplantae; Streptophyta; Magnoliopsida; Solanales; Solanaceae
Product: 60S ribosomal protein L37a
Exons: 5
Coding region: 106-384 (92 amino acids)
Biological process (GO): translation
Cellular component (GO): ribosome
Molecular function (GO): structural constituent of ribosome
Source: RefSeq, a predicted model, not a curated record
AGCACCAAAGCAUAGCUGAUUCUUCGCAAUCUAGGGUUUUAUUGCAGCAGCCGCGGCUUCUUUUCUCUUCCAUCAGGUCUCAGGGUGCUUCUGUAGCUCGCCAAAAUGACCAAGAGAACCAAGAAGGCUGGUAUCGUCGGGAAGUAUGGUACCCGUUAUGGUGCCAGUUUGAGGAAGCAGAUCAAGAAGAUGGAGGUCAGUCAGCACAGCAAAUACUUCUGUGAGUUCUGCGGAAAGUAUGCCGUCAAGAGGAAAGCUGUUGGAAUUUGGGGUUGCAAAGACUGCGGCAAAGUGAAAGCUGGCGGUGCUUAUACACUGAACACUGCUAGCGCUGUUACCGUAAGGAGCACUAUUCGAAGGCUUAGGGAGCAGACAGAGAGUUAGAGUCAUUUAGCUGCUUAUUGAAUUUUUAAGGAAGUGAAGUUGAAUCUUGAUUUUGCUAUUAAAGAGGUGUAAUUUGUACUGUGUUUGAAAAUUUUGAUUUAUCCUAAGGAUUGGAACAAUUUUCCCAACAUGACAUGUCCAGAUCUUACUUCUAUCUUAAUCAAGUUGAAGUUGAAAGGGUUUCAUGUUUCC